AGUAGCUAAGCGUAUGGCGAGGAGGCCAACAUGGCGCACCUCAAUCAAAAAGCGUUUGAACGCAAGCUGCAGAAUAUGUCGUCCACGCAAGACAGUAUUCAAACAGUCUCGCUUUGGAUGAUUCACCAUAAAAAGCAUGCAGAAGACAUGGUGGUUGUUUGGCUGGAGCAGCUGAAGAAAGGUAGGGCUUUGAUAAUUUUGUUCUUCCAGCAGACCCGUCUAGGCUGCGAUAAAAUGGAAGUUUCGUUUCCCGGCAGGUUCAGCCGGUGGUCAUUGAAAAAUGUAACAGUCGAAUUCUAUUUUUGUUUCAGCUUCAAAGGCAGACAGACGGCUGAUGUUAUUUUAUCUAGCGAACGAUGUUCUUCAAAAUAGCCGCAAGAAAGGAAAGGAGUUCUCCAACGCUUACACCAAGAUACUUCGCGAUUCUAUGCACCUUUUGAGGUUUGUGCGAGUUUCCUGUCCCGUGUGAGAUAUGUAUCCGCCUAAACAUGUUCACAGAUCACCCAGUAUCUCAUUUAUACUUUCAACUUAAUUUCAGUGACAAAACUAUCAAGGCUAACGUCCAGCGGGUCAUUAAAAUCUGGGAAGAGAGAAGGUUGUUUGAAAAGGAUUACCUCGAGGCCUUAAAAACCAAACUUGGUAUGAUCUUAUUUUGUAAAUACGUUGUGGUGUGCUAAGUAAUUUUUUAAUUGUCUAUUUUAAGAACAUACUUGUUGGCAGUCGUUUACUGCGUAAGUAAACAUCUACUGCAAGCAACAUUGCUCUCUAUAUUUUUUGUUCCACUUUGUUUCUCUUACACCAGGUGUUUGAUUGAUUGUGUACAGUUGACUUAAUGCUGGUCAGCUGACCCCCUCCCCCAUAUGUAGUAAGAAAUAGUAGUCUUGGUUGCUUUAUGUCGUUAGGCUCCAGCUGUACAGAUCACCCUUGUAAAAUUCAAUUUGUUGCGUUACUCAUUGUACCAGCUAGUGCAAUCAAAAUCUGUGCCAAUUUUGAUUUCACAUGUAAUGUUAUUCCAUUGAUGGUGGUAGUCUAUUCUCCUCUAAAGCACUGAAUUAAACUUGAAAAAAAUCGUAUUGCAUCAUUAUCAGCACAGUCAACUCCCUUUAUGGCAUACACUGUAGUGACCUCGAGUUAGUGUCCUUAUUAGCAAGUGUCUGUAAUAGCGGGAGUUAAUUUCAUUCAAACAUCUGCCAUUUAUUUUCACCAGGGAUUUAGUUGCUGUCCGUAUUAUUGGGGUGUCCGUUACAGCGGGGUACAGUCCGUAAGGCGAGAGUUGAGUGUACAGAAACUUUCACCUGUUCAUUAUUAUGUCACUCACUCUGUAAUGAAAUAUUUUGAGAAGGAUACAAUUUUAAGUGAAUCUUUCUAAUCUUUCAAAAUAUAGUAGUAAUGUCAAUCACUACCACUCAACAUUAAGUUAAACCCAUCGCCAGUAGAUGGGUGUGGGGAAGGUGCUUGGUCAAACGGGGAGCCACAAUCAAGCGCAGAAGGUAACCAUAACAACAAUGUGAGGGUUAAUCACCAGGCACUGUCACACUGAGAAACUCAGUGGGGAGUUUUGCAGUUACAUGUACUAAGCAAGGGACAUUCUGAGGGAAGGGAGGGCUGGGAGCAAAAACAGCUAAAGUGACUGCAUCAGAGGGCAAUGUGAGUGAAAUGAUUGACCUCAGCGAAAAUGCUGUAAAAUUACUAGAGUCCUGCAAAUGCCCAAAGACUGUCCCAGAUAAUUAUGAUUAGUAAUGGAGACCUGUAAUCUCACCAAAAUUACAUUUAGUUGUUUCCUAAGGACUAGAGAUGGCACGUUUUGCCACGUGUUGGAGUUUCCAAUGUGCUUCCUUUACAUGUAGCAUGUGAAAAAUUAUUACUUAGUGCAUCUCGCAAGAGGGUGGUAACUCACGUUUGAGUGGAACUAUACAUGUACAUGAACAUUCUGUUGAAUGUCUGUUGUUUUUCCUGAAAUAUCUUGAUAUUUCAGAGUAAUGUUGAUAAUCUAAAAAUAUUUUUUAUCUCUCUUACCAGAGUCAGCUAAUGUGCCUGUUGUUAGCAAAAGGGUUAAAGAAAAACCGGUGGAGAAAGAGAAAGAGAAAGAGAAGGAAAUCAAACCACAAACUAAACAGAAGAGAUUGCCUCCAGCAGACUUCAAGGUACCAUGUUUACCCGUGGAUAAUAUGCACCCAUCCAGUGAUUUUUGUUACAAAUAGUUGUAAUGAAUCCUGGGACUCAUCUUGUGAAAAAUCACGAGUCCCAGUCCAAAAAACAACCCCAUAGUCUCAAGACAGACUCUGUGUUACAGUUUACUGAAAGAAAAAUAUACUUCUUCUAUUGUAAAGCACAACAAAGACUUAAAUAAGUGUUGUUUAACAACAGCCACAAGAACAGCGACAGAAAUCACACAAACAGGAUAUUCUACAAAAAAACAUCUUUAGAUCGAUGAAUAAAUUGAUCUUUGUGUCCUACGGGACACAUACCACAAAUUAUGUUGCUUCUGUGGACGCAGAGGUAACAAAAUCACUGCCCAUCUAUAAUACACACCCUAAAUGUUACUACAUUUUGGUAAAAAAAAGAAACUUGAGACAAAAGAAAGGAAAAAUAGCCACAUAAAACUUUUUCCGCUUAUUCAUCUUCAGUUUUUUUUGUUUUCCGAAUCUGAAAUAAUUCAUAUCUUCAAAGAAUAAGCCUGUUAGAAGGUAAAUAGAAAUACUUCUUCCAAGAUGGUGGUUAUGUGACCUGUUCCUUUGAUAUGAAGUCUAGCAUUUCUUUGGUAGUUUGCUCAUACACGGUGGGCAUAUGGGACAAAAAAAGUGUAUGCUUCAAACUACUUUUGCAUUUUUUAUUUGUUUGAGCUCAAACUUUGCAGGAUGGUGGAACUUUGUAUUCCAAAAAAUCCUAUGUUUUUCAAUUUCACAAGAUUGAAACAAGAUUGACAACAAAAUUUAAAUUUCAAGUUAUGGGAAAAGAAAUAAAUAAUCUUGAAAGAGUGUGAUGUGAGAGAAAGAAAUGUGAAAAAAAAUUUUGGAAAAGCUCAAUUGCUUUAGGAGAUAUAACAUCAAAAUAGUAACAAAAUGACGGAAAAAACUCUUUAAUCAAUUGAGCUCUUCAAAAAAUUUUUUCACAUUCUAUUCUAUCUUGUUGUGCUUUUUUUAAAAUUAUUUGUUUCGCCAUAUCUUGAAAUUUCAAUUUUGCUCACAAUCUUUUUGCCAUCAAAAACCGUUAAAAUCGUAAAACAAAAAAAAACAGGAUUUUUAACAAUACAAAGUUCUACCAUCCCGCAAAGUUUGCACUCAAACGAAUAAAAAAUGCACAAGUAGUUCCUAGGAUGCACCUCUUUGCACCCUAUGUGCCCACCGUGAUAGCAGAGAGCUUCUAAAUUUGGAGUAACAUAGACAAUGUUUGUCUGUCACUUUUUAGUUGCAAUAAUCACUUCUUCUUUUCCUGUUUCUCAUCUCCUGAGUGGUCUUUUGUUCAUUUAAAACAAGUCUUGUUUAAUCUAAGGUUUAUUCUUGAUCAGUACAGCUGAAACCUGCUUUGUGCAUAACCUGCUUUUAUGUAAGAGAUAGUGACAAAUUGAGUAAAAAUUUAAUGUAGCAAGUUAAAUAUCUGAUUGUCUCACAUUUUUUUUUCAAAAAAAUGACAUUAUCUCCUCCCAACUCUGUCUCCUUAUGUCCCAUAUAUCAACAUGUUGUAAGAUUUUACCGUUUGUGUCAUUUUUGUUUUAGCCAUCUAAACUGAUAGAUGCCCUGAAAGCUUUAAGGAACUUUGAGGGUGAACUAACACUUAAGGAAUCUCAGUUGAAUUCGUUGAGGAUUGAUGCAUCUGAUUUGGAAAGUGUGCGUCAGUUGAAAGGUUUGUCCUCAUUUAAAAUACCAGUUUUAUGACAAAAAGAAAUUGCUUGAGAAUGCCAAUAAAUUUAACUGUAAUAUAACAUAAUGGGCAUUGAUGUAUUAAUGUUAUUGUCACAUCUUGAAAUGGAUUUUUUAUGAUGUUUCUUUGUUAAAGAAUUUUGUAUUUCAUUUUAGAAGCGGUUUUGACAGGUCAUCAUUUUUGGCUUUUGUGGAAUUUUUGAUGCAAUUUUUACUUUGCAUUGAAUUGCAAAUUAGGAUGACCAUUUUGUAUAAAACUUUAUGAUCAUUAAGUAGUCUUUAUAUAAAAUGCUUGUGCUGAUCAGCAUUCCAUUGUAUUCCAUUAUAUCAGUCAUUAAACCUGUGAGGCUGAAUUCAAAGCCCUCCCAACUUUUCAGUUUGUAUUUUACUACAGUAGGUUUAAAGGUCCUUGCAGGUGAUGAAUUCCGUGCGUUCAAGUAGUCAUUUCCUCCUGAGCCAUUGCACAUUUUAAAAAACGUAUAAUACUGUACCCCUAGCCUGUUCAUCCUGGCUUCUAUUGAGAAACCCGUCAUGAGUACAAUUAAUAUAAGGCUGUAUUUCAUUCUCUCCCACCCUUAAAAAAGUAGAUCAUAUGUUGUAGAUAAUAAAUAUUGAAAUAAAUGAUGAUGAUGAUUCUAUUCAAUGUUUACAUAUGAAACGGCUAGCUGCACGGCGAAUUACAAUGUAUAAAGUCCUAUAAUUAGUUACAGAUGAAAACACAUUCUACCAGUUUAUCUUAUUUUAAGUGACUGAAGCCAAUCCAAUGUUUAAGCGUUGUUAAAAACAGCCAGGGAUAAGGUUUUAGCCACGGCAAAGCUAAGGAUUUGGCAUGUUGCGGGUCAAAAGGCUAUUCAAUACCAUUCUUUCAGAUCGGCAAUUCAGGAGGCUGCAUUCUUUUGUUUGGGAAAACAAAGCCAAAACAAUGAAGCAUUAAACAGUGAAUAACAAAAGCGAAAGCUAGUUUCAAAAACGCGCUGUCAAACUAGUUAACGGGCAUGUGCUUUGCGUGUCCGUUGGUCGCUUAUCUCUGAGCUGUACUGUAGACAGCUCCUAAAAGUCUUCUCGAUAAGUUUGCGAAAAUCAAUACAAAACACCAUUAUAAUACGCGAUUAUCUACAAAAGAAUGUUUCUCUGUCAAAUUCUCUAGAACUGAAAAAGUGAAAAAAUCUUUUACUACUUUCUGUUAAGACUCUCAACUUAUUUAAUUUUCGUAAAAAAAUUAAAUCACUACCCCUUAAUGUUCUAGGUAAUGAAGAUAAUUAUUAAAUUAUUUAAUAGAAUAUUUUAUGAAGUUAACUUGAUAUGUUGUAUAUACCUCCAGUUGUAAUUUUAGUCUUUUUUAAGUAACAAAGUCCCCUAUACUUGAAUUUAUAUGUAAGGUGUUUCUUUCUGUAUGUUAUUGUAUUUCUUUUCUUUUCUUUUUUCUUAUGUAGUUCAAUAACGUCUCUAUUCAAAGUCUUGUCCUGCCUAGAUUAGCAUUAUAGCUAUUUGCAGGACAUAAAGUAUUGUAACUUUAUAUUUCUUUAAAUAAAUACAUUGUUGUUGUUGUUGUUGUCACUAUGUUACUAAUUAAUAUUAAAACAAAUGUAUUAUUGUUAUUUUGUUUAACAAGCACAGGUACAGAUGUAAUGUAAUGUUGCCUUGUUUUGUCCUAGAUCGCACUGGUGGUGGAAAAUUUUGUGAAGAAUAUGAACUGGCCACUGCCAAACUUGAGGAGUUUUCAGAAAUACUGCGAAGAGAGCAACAAGAGAGACUUGAUGUAAUUAAAGCAUUAGAGGAUGGGGAAGCUUUCUAUGAUACUUCGUAUGGAGAAGUAAAAGUGAUAGUGCAUGUAAGUGGAAUGGGGUAUUAUUAUGAUAAUCAGGUAUACAUGUAGCCUCUGUGUGGUUAAGCUACUGUUAUAUGGGGGCACAUUGGUGGCUCGUUUUUUAAGGGAGCUACGUGUACAUGUAUGUCGAGCAAUUUCGCCAAAUUCAAGCAUUACAAAUCAGUUGUGUAGGAGCUGCUGGGAAGGUCUCUCCUGAUUGGUCACAGAAAACAAUGACAUGUUAUUCUUUCAAUUGUUUCAGUAUUGUUUGGGGUCAGGGUUAGGCACCAUUGGUGACUUCUUUUCUGAGCAGCUGCCACAUGACCCUUACAAACAGGAGGUGGCCCCCAAACUGAGUGAAAAAUAAAUUAUUAGUUUUGUUGCUUUGAAAAAAUUGAAGAAGAAUUACACAAUUUGCAGACUCCAUUUAUUUCAAAAACUGGCAGUUUUAAGUUCGUUGUACUUGUGAGUUUGAAUCAUAGUUUCAGAGACAUAUGUUUUGUGUAUUAUUGUGAGUUUCAGUGUGAGUAACAUUGUUAGUCAAUCCCUAGAUCUUUAAUAUUGGUUUCCAUGCCAUGCUAUUGUCACGUACAUCUACAUUACAUGUAUAUUAGGGUGUGUAUAAUGUUUGAAAUAUUAGAGAUUAACAAACCAUUUUUGUCGUCAUAGCUUGUUGUCAGUAUAAGGGACAUUAAUUUUAGCACUGUCUUUUGUUGAUGGUUUUCUGAUGAAGACUGUUUCAUGAGGGAUUUAUUUUUUAUUGAAGUCAUUUGCUCCAAACUACUGUAAGAAUAGUUUUUCUACCAUGUUUCUUACUUGAUAACCAUUCUCCAAGCCAAGGAAACUUGUCUUUCAGUGGAAAGCUUAUUAGUGUUUCAAAACAAUGAAAUGGUGGCCUUGUUAGUGUUUUAAACCAGUCCUGUAGGAGUUUAACCUUUUUCUUAUGUAAACACCUAACUUUCUUUUGUUGCAAUAAGUUUGCAUACUUGUAGCUGCUAGCCAUGUCAGUAGAAAAGCUCUGUUGCAUUUAGGUAUAUGAUACCCUGAAUAGACAUUAUUUGACAGUCCCUUUUGUAAACUCCAUUUUUAGGCUUACAAGACGUUUGGCAAUCGCCUUACUUCACUGAAAAAGAAAGUUGAUGCCAAGGUUAACAGGCUUGCUGAAAAAGCAGCAGAGAAAGCCAAAACAGGUCCUGUGACAGCACCACAAGCUUCUUUUUUGAGUUCAGGUCUUCCUGAUGUUGAAGUGGGAUCAGCGUCAUCUACCCCUUCACAAACACAACAAGAAACAGUUAAAUCUCCCGAUGAAGAAAAACUCAUCGAUCCCACAGUAGACAACAUUGAAGUCGCCGAUAUGGAUGUGGAUUCUGACAGUGAGAAAUCAGACACAAGUGAGGAAGCAACGGUGGAAGAUCCCAAAAGUAGUAACGAUCAAACUCCCAACUCUACCGAAAGCUCGGAUUCACAAACAGCACAGACUACUCCAAAAGAAUCUGAAACUACUCCAGUAGUUUCUCCUGCUGCCAGUGUGGCUCCUGCCCAACCACUUACCCCGAGUAUGGUUUCUGUGAUGCCAGUGCCUACCUCGUUAUUGGCAAAUCAGGGGCCAGUGGUUGCUGCGCCUCAGCCUGCAGUUGGAAUGGUAAUUCGUCCAUUUGUGGGUGUACAGGGUCCCCGUUUUCAUAGUCCUGCACCUCAGUUUAGACCUGGAAUUCCUCCGCUACAACCUCUUCCUGGUAUACCUCAGAAUCCAUUGUUGCAGCCAUCAGGGAGGUUAGCUGCGCCUGGGCAACUCUCGAGUCAAGGACAACCCUUUUCACAAAUACCUCAACCAGCCGGUCUACUGCCUGCUACAAAUACACCAAUACCACGUGGCAUUGGGGCAAUGCAAACGUUUGCACUGGGUACUGGCUUUGUACAGAGCCAAGCACCAUUGCCAGUUGCAGCAACAACUGUACCAGCACCUGUUCAGAUGACACCUAACUUAGUCCCAGUCGGUGAGACAAGUCAAGUUAGUGGUGGACCAGCAAAGAAUGUUGCUAGUAUAGGAUCACCUGAUUCAGAGGCGUCUGCUCCAUCACCAGUAGGAUCACCAGAGCUGCACUUAGAGGAAGGUGAUGAGACACCAGAGACAACUCCAGCUCCCCUCGGUGAUGUAGAUGUUAAAGACAACACUGGUUUCGACACUAACAAGUCAUUUUUAGAAACUCAGGUAAAGAACCCGACAUCUAGUUUGGGACUUGGUAUCACUGGGACUUCCCCUACGGCUCAAGCUAUUUCCGAGGCUUCCUUAUCUUCCAGUAGCACACCAUCUAAUUCUGACCAGUUUGGAGCACAGCAACAGGAUGCAACGUUAGUGAAGAAAGACAGUGGACAAAAAGUGAGUGCUGUUGACAUCUUGGCACAGCUACUCAGUAGAGGAAGAAAGUUAAAGGAAGCAGCUGACCCAGAAAAUCCCCCUGCGUCUGUACCUGUUACCCCCACAGUUGCUGCCUCUGCCACCACCAGUGAUGACUCUGGAAAUCCACAGGCUAAACCGCUUCUGUCUUUAAUUGACUCUUUAUUUCCCAAGCUAAGUGACUCUAUAAAAACUCUUAAAGAAAAGGAACAGUCUGUGAAUCCCCCCGCGACACAAGAUCACCCUCCAAGCAUGCCAGGUGAUAGCGCUCCCACCACUUUACCUGCUCGUCCUUUGCCCGUAGAAGGCCAAUUUAUGCCCCAUCCUAAAGGCAUUGUACGGGAACCGUCUUCAUCCUUACAGACAGGACUAAAAAGCAUUCUCAAAAAAGGACCCAGGAAAGACCAAGACCAGCCCGAAUUUGAGACAAACCAGGAAGGACCUACGCCCUCCAACUUGUCAGAAGAAGUGCAAAUGGGAAUGCCUUUCGAUGUGCGCCCUGUUGUUGCACUUUCUGGUCAUGGUCAUGAUUUGCGACAGUUGGAGCUGCAUGGUAUCCGACCGCUUGCCAACACUACUGGCGCGAUGCCUGCAUCAACAAACCAUCUUUCUCAACCGGGACUAAACUUACAAAAUCCUUCUGUCAGAGGAGCUAUCCUACAAGAAAGGCCUUUUGGUCGACCACUGGACCUGUCACCCCACGGCCCACCCCCAUUUGGACAUGGUGGCCCUUUCCAAAGGCCCCAUGGUACUCCGUUUGACCAGUCCAGAGGAAUUACAGGGCUACCAUUUACUGAAGGGCCGACAGAUAUGCCAGGACCACCUCGUGUUCAUUCACCAAGAGGUCCGUCAUUUGAAAGACGUGCUGAAGAGCCACCCGGUCGUGUGCCCACUGAUCAACCUCUACGUGGCCAUUCUCCUAGAAGACCACCAGAUGUGCCUGAACAAAUACCCCUACACCGUCCUCCACAUGGCCAUAUUCCAAGGGGUCCUCCAUUUGAAAGACGACCUGAAGGGCCACCAGACAUGCCCGGUAAAGGAACUACUGAUCAACCACCUCACCGUCUUUCUCCAAGAGGGCCGCCCACAGAAGUACCGGAACGCACACCACCCCUUGGUCCACCAGCAGAUAUUUCGGAGAGAGUACCUCCAAACCAGUCACCUAAUACUCAACAGAGACCUCCAGAAAAUGUCCAUCACAGAUCGGUAGCAGACGCCGCUCCUCCACAUUCUGGUGGGAGCAAGCCAUCAGAAGUACCAGCAGAUGAGAGCCAUCCAAGCAGUAAAGACCAGGGCAGUCACAUGGAUGGACCGCCAGGGAUGAGGAGGCUUUCAGCCGAAAAUGCAGCUAGAGGUCUUCAUAGGCAACCAUCCCAUGAGAAAAUCCCCAGAAGUGAUGGCCCACCUCCUCACCGUGCAUCUUUUCCAGGGGCCAUGGAGGACCCUGAGCGGCGAAGAGAGUUUGAGCCCUGGGAAGAAUAUCGAAGAGAGCGGUAUAGAGAUCGUCCGAGGGGCCCAUGGGACUUUCCUCAUGAUCAUCCAGGGCACCCUUCUUCUGAAUGGAGGGGUCCACCUGUUUUACAUCGCGGUGAUCCAAAUGGAGGAGAUUUUCGGGAAGACGAUCCUUCUAUGUGGACUUCAUUUGAUACCCCAGAAAACAUACCUCGUCAGUUUGAUUUUCCUAGUAGAACUCGUGAAAGAUUUAGAGAAGGCCCUCCUGACUUUGAUAGGUUUCGCGGUUAUGGUCCACCCGAAAGAAGGCGGCACUCUAUGGGAGACUUUGAAGGUGACUGGGUGCGCUAUCCAGGACCUUUGAAAAGACCCGGGCCUCCACCUGUUCCAUUUCCGGGGCCCUCAAAGCGCCCCUAUUUCUAAUUUUCUAACAUGAAGUUUUCUCUCGUUGAUUCUCCUGGAAAUCCAAGACUUGCAUUGGAAAUAAUAGUGUGAAAUUUAUAACGCAAUCGUCGUCCUGCUCAAACUCGAGGGUUAUCAUGAAUUUCUCGUAGGGUACAUACGUUUCUUUAAUUUCUAUGUAAAAUUCUUUAGUUCCUUAAUACGCUCAUCCCCAAGAGUGGCAGAGGUAGGACGCGAAAACUGAAAAAUAUUAACGCAAGGCGGGGCUUUUGGCUUCAAUAUAAACGCCGAUACAUGUACGUGGAGUUCGUAUCCCUUUCAGGGAAGAUUUUUCAUCAUUUUGUGGGACUUUCAGUUAAACUUUGUCAGGGUCUGUUUUCUCUGUGAUUUACAGUUAGCGUUUCGUAAGAGUCUAACAUCUCCUAAUGUACCUUUUCCCCUCCCACACCCCCAGCCUCGUGCGAAACUCUGAAGUGGUAUUUCACUUUCCUUAUUUCUGUCAGGCAGGGGGAGAAAGAAGAGUUUUUCCUCUGAGCUAGGUUGUUACGUAAAUAGUACAUUGUUCAGUGUUUCUUUGUGAUGUUCGAUUGUUUGCUUGGGAAGAACCAGUCCUCUGAAAACGAGAAAGUGAUCGUCUCCAAUACACUCAAUAGCUGUUAAACGCAAUCUAAUUGGAUCAUUAAAUUUAAAUGGACUUUAUUAUUAUACCUCGAUUAUCUGGUUCUUGCACAGAACAGUCGUAGGCGGGCCCAGUUUUGUUGCGUUUUGUA
Porites lobata is the source of this 10689-nucleotide messenger RNA. The record is from the annotation of a GenBank genome assembly. Lineage: Eukaryota; Metazoa; Cnidaria; Anthozoa; Scleractinia; Poritidae.